AGACAUGGUGAGAACUUGAUGUUCCAUGAGCGCUCGCAGACGACCUGCACAACCCGCUGCUAAAGAAUAUCGCAUCUAUUAGCCGCUUUUCUUGGGGGAUCUCCAUGACAACAAUUUGCAAUGGUUAAGAAUUCGAUACCGGGGCGCUUGGAAGCUGAUUGGGGUGCAUUGUGAGGGCCUGGGGUCGCUGAUUGGUUCAAGGGAAGCCCCAUAACUACAUGGAGUUUAUAUUCAUUCAGCUUGUUGAAGUGCUCAGUGCGCAUCUUGGAGAGAGUGUGGAAUGAUUGUCUCAAACAGAAGACAUGGUUAUCAUCAAGAUGAGGCGAUUCACAUCUUGCAUCGUCGGACUCGGUAGCAUGGGUUAACUGGUUCAAAUUGGUUGAUUCGACAUGGCAAACCCAGACAGUGAAGUAAAAACGUUGCUGAACUUUGUGAACUUGGCCUCUAGUGAUAUAAAAGCGGCCCUGGAUAAAUCUGCCCCGUGCAGACGCUCCGUGGACCACAGAAAAUACCUGCAGAAACAGCUCAAGCGGUUCUCCCAGAAAUACUCUCGGAUGCCAAAAUGCCACCCGCACAGAUCCACUGAGUACGGAAACGGCAAGUCCAGUUCCUACCCCAUGGGGACUUCACAUCGUGGCAUGAAGCACGUUGGAAACGAGACUUCUGAUGCGCUCUGCGAUGAGAAUAUAAAGAUCGCUGUGAAUUCUGCAACUGAAAGUGAUAACACCAAACAAGAGCACGUGCCCAUGAGAAAACGUCAACUCCCGGCAUCCUUCUGGGAAGAACCCAGGUUAGGGCAAACCAACGUUGACCCGCCGCAGUGUGGAUGGAAAAGGAGUCCUGUCAAGUCAGGGCCAAGCGAGAUAGAAAAAAGGAUUAGCGUUCACGAGAAAGUCGUUAUCUCCCAGAGACGUGGCUCUGUGGAUAAAGAACCACUUAAACUGGACAUACUGUCACACAACUUGAGUUUGUGCAAUUGCUGCCCUUUUCAGUACCCAGGACAUCACGUGUUCCAGAGCCACCUUGUGUUUCCCCAUUCGGCUAUGGGACUCUGGGGGCCAGAGGGUGAAAAGGACACACCUGACACGCCACACAGAUUCAAUCACACGCACGUCGUGGUCAAACCCAUACCGACCAAGCCUACUGUGCAACCCUCUAUUUUCAGCGUUUUUGGCUUCAUCUGAAAAAUCAUUACGCACGUUGAAUUAGGUUAGGAGCAUCAUCAAUAAAUAAGAGAACUGUGAUGAUAGCAACAUUUCUUUUUUUUAAACCGUAUAAUACAACUCUGAAGCACUUAACUAGGUAACGUAUACACAGUUUGUUUCAAUAAUUUAAUUUCCUUUUAGUCAUUUGAGACAUAGCCAUGUCAAAAGGAAAAUGAAAUAUGUAACAUUUUAUGUGACAUUUAAUCACUUUUGAGAGGGGAGCUCCGACUCUUGAUGAGAUGUUAUCAGAAAAUGUAUCAAACUUGUAAAUAUUGACAUGAGAAUUGACGUU
Molecule: messenger RNA, 1497 nt
Organism: Hypomesus transpacificus
Lineage: Eukaryota; Metazoa; Chordata; Actinopteri; Osmeriformes; Osmeridae
Product: protein FAM181A-like
Exons: 2
Coding region: 390-1184 (264 amino acids)
Source: RefSeq, a predicted model, not a curated record